Schistosoma curassoni is the source of this 1170-nucleotide messenger RNA. Lineage: Eukaryota; Metazoa; Platyhelminthes; Trematoda; Strigeidida; Schistosomatidae. The record is from the annotation of a GenBank genome assembly.
AUGUUCCAUUCUGACUUAACAUUUAUCGACGAUGAUGAUGAUGAUGAUGAUGAUGAUGAUGAUGAUGAUGAUGAUGAUGAUGAUGAUGAUGAUGAUGAUGAUGAUGAUGAUGAUGAUGAUGAUGAUGAUGAUGAUGAUGAUGAUGAUGAUGAUGAUGAUGAUGAUGAUGAUGAUGAUGAUGAUGAUGAUGAUGAUGAUGAUGAUGAUGAUGAUGAUGAUGAUGAUGAUGAUGAUGAUGAUGAUGAUGAUGAUGAUGAUGAUGAUGAUGAUGAUGAUGAUGAUGAUGAUGAUGAUGAUGAUGAUGAUGAUGAUGAUGAUGAUGAUGAUGAUGAUGAUGAUGAUGAUGAUGAUGAUGAUGAUGAUGAUGAUGAUGAUGAUGAUGAUGAUGAUGAUGAUGAUGAUGAUGAUGAUGAUGAUGAUGAUGAUGAUGAUGAUGAUGAUGAUGAUGAUGAUGAUGAUGAUGAUGAUGAUGAUGAUGAUGAUGAUGAUGAUGAUGAUGAUGAUGAUGAUGAUGAUGAUGAUGAUGAUGAUGAUGAUGAUGAUGAUGAUGAUGAUGAUGAUGAUGAUGAUGAUGAUGAUGAUGAUGAUGAUGAUGAUGAUGAUGAUGAUGAUGAUGAUGAUGAUGAUGAUGAUGAUGAUGAUGAUGAUGAUGAUGAUGAUGAUGAUGAUGAUGAUGAUGAUGAUAUGAUGAUGAUGAUGAUGAUGAUGAUGAUGAUGAUGAUGAUGAUGAUGAUGAUGAUGAUGAUGAUGAUGAUGAUGAUGAUGAUGAUGAUGAUGAUGAUGAUGAUGAUGAUGAUGAUGAUGAUGAUGAUGAUGAUGAUGAUGAUGAUGAUGAUGAUGAUGAUGAUGAUGAUGAUGAUGAUGAUGAUGAUGAUGAUGAUGAUGAUGAUGAUGAUGAUGAUGAUGAUGAUGAUGAUGAUGAUGAUGAUGAUGAUGAUGAUGAUGAUGAUGAUGAUGAUGAUGAUGAUGAUGAUGAUGAUGAUGAUGAUGAUGAUGAUGAUGAUGAUGAUGAUGAUGAUGAUGAUGAUGAUGAUGAUGAUGAUGAUGAUGAUGAUGAUGAUGAUGAUGAUGAUGAUGAUGAUGAUGAUGAUGAUGAUGAUGAUGAUGAUGAUGAUGAUGAUGAUGAUGAUGAUGAUGAUGAUGAUGAUGAUGAUGAUGAUGAUGAGAUGA